This is a messenger RNA of Parnassius apollo (apollo), 396 nucleotides long. Lineage: Eukaryota; Metazoa; Arthropoda; Insecta; Lepidoptera; Papilionidae. The record is from the annotation of a GenBank genome assembly.
AUGGUUGUAGAUGCGUGGGAUUUGAUUGAAAAGAAAACUUUAAACAAGGCUUGGAACAGAGUACUUCAUCGGGAGAAUGAAAAUUUAAUAACCAAUACGUAUGAUUCUAUUUUAGAGGAUAUAAAUGAGCUAAUGUUAAAGAUACAAAUAUGCCAGUAUUGUGAUGAAGAUGAUAUGAAAGAGUGGAUCACUUGUGACAGUAAUGAUCAAGGCUUUCAGAUUAUGUCGGAUGACGAAAUCGUAGAAAACAUAUUGCAGAUAAAUGAACAGCAGGAAAUGCAAGAAGAUGAAACAGAAGAAAAUAUAGACAUGGAAAAUGAUGCAGGACCAUCUCAUGAUGAAGCACUUCAGGCCCUGGAAACGGCUCUCAAGUGGUUUGAAAAACAAACAGAGUGA